ACAAGUUUGACCGCAGACUGCAAACUUUUAACAUCAGAAGAUGUUACUUAGUUUUGUGAUUCUCUUCUUCCUCUUCUCUCCAGCAACGUCUCUGCAGUGCUACGUGUGCAGCGCCACCACCACCAAUGAAGCAUGCAACCAGAACAGCCAGAAGUGUCAGCAGCCGCUCGACACCUGCAUGACCAUCGUGGACACUUUGGGUAACAUGAAAGCCAUCGUGAAGCAGUGCGCCAGCAGCUCCACAUGCAAGGGGGCGGCUUCCACCGCCUCGGUGGACGCAGACGGAAACGGAAACACCGUCAACUGCUGCAGCUACAACAUGUGCAACCUGAGCGCGGCGGACUCCGUUCACUCACACGCAGCGCUGCUGCUUCUAACUGGAGGCGUUUUGCUGCUGCUAACGCACUGA
Poecilia reticulata (guppy) is the source of this 409-nucleotide messenger RNA. RefSeq lists its product as uncharacterized. The record is from RefSeq and is a predicted model, not a curated record. Lineage: Eukaryota; Metazoa; Chordata; Actinopteri; Cyprinodontiformes; Poeciliidae.